Molecule: messenger RNA, 1462 nt
Organism: Marmota flaviventris (yellow-bellied marmot)
Lineage: Eukaryota; Metazoa; Chordata; Mammalia; Rodentia; Sciuridae
Gene: Timm17a
Product: translocase of inner mitochondrial membrane 17A
Biological process (GO): protein import into mitochondrial matrix
Cellular component (GO): TIM23 mitochondrial import inner membrane translocase complex
Molecular function (GO): transmembrane protein transporter activity
Source: RefSeq, a predicted model, not a curated record
GAGGAGUAUGCGAGAGAGCCUUGGGUCUCGCUAAGUUGUUGAGGGGCUCACUAAGUUCCCCGAGGCCGGUCUCGAGCUUGGCGAUCCUCCUGUCUCAGCCUCCCGAAUCGCUGGGAUUACAGGCGUGCACCACCACGCCCUCUGGAAGUGCCAUUCUUGAGUCCUUAUUUGUAUCGUGACGUGUCCACAAGCCCCUGGCGAAUUGUGGAUGACUGUGGUGGGGCCUUUACGAUGGGUACCAUAGGUGGUGGUAUCUUUCAAGCAAUCAAAGGUUUUCGAAAUUCUCCAGUGGGAGUAAACCACAGACUACGAGGGAGUUUGACAGCUAUUAGAACCAGGGCUCCACAAUUGGGAGGUAGUUUUGCGGUUUGGGGAGGCCUGUUCUCUAUGAUUGACUGUAGUAUGGUUCAAGUCAGAGGAAAAGAAGAUCCCUGGAACUCCAUCACUAGUGGUGCCUUAACAGGAGCUAUACUGGCAGCAAGAAAUGGUCCAGUGGCCAUGGUUGGGUCAGCUGCAAUGGGUGGCAUUCUCCUAGCUUUAAUUGAAGGAGCUGGUAUCUUGUUGACAAGAUUUGCCUCUACACAGUUUCCCAAUGGUCCUCAGUUUGCUGAAGACCCCUCCCAGUUGCCUUCCACCCAGUUACCAUCCUCACCUUUUGGAGACUAUCGACAAUAUCAGUAGAACUUUUUUCCCAGGAUUUCUUUAACAGAAUGAGCUGUAGUUCAAGAAAGAUUUCAGAAGAUCAAGUUGCAGUCUGUUUUUAAAACCAUCGGUGGAACAACUGUGGCCAAAUAGGCUAUGAAGAGACAUUUAGCACUUUUUUCUAUUUAAAGGAACAUAGAGGGGGGGAAUAAAAGAUGCCACAUUUAUGUAUUCACACUCGGAUUGCAUUUGUGAUCAAAAUAAAUAUCUAAUGUCCUUAAAAGAAAAUAUAAUAAGUGCUUAGAAGAUGAAGGACCAAAGGGCAAAUAACAGUGGAACAUGACCAUCAUUUCCUUAGGGACUUCUCUGCCUGGUUUUAUGUGUUCUAUUAUUCAAACAAUAAAAAGCUCCUGGAACUUACUCUUUCUUUUAAGAUAAAUUAUAAAGUUCUGCCUUUUCAUACUGAGCAUAUUUCAAAUAAUGCAUGUUUUAUACUCGUCCCUCAUCUCACUUGAAGUGAAUUAUGUAUAAGAAAAUUAUGCAGAGUCGACAUGAAUCAUUUCACAGUGAAAUGCUUUAUGGAUUGAAGGAUAUGGUAACUAUCUUUUACUUUGAAAGUAAACUAUGCUGUCUUGGUUUUGAGGAUGGUGGGUACAAGACUGUUAACUUUAGGGCUACUACGUCCUGAUUCCUGAUCAUCAGAAACCUCACCAGAAACAACUUGCUUUCAAUAUGCCCAAUUCUGUAUGAGAAGAAUUCAUGCAGAGAAAUUUUUGGUGUUGUGUGCUUGAAAAUAAAAUAUAUGCUGUUUUUAAUGUGU